Molecule: messenger RNA, 4611 nt
Organism: Petromyzon marinus (sea lamprey)
Lineage: Eukaryota; Metazoa; Chordata; Hyperoartia; Petromyzontiformes; Petromyzontidae
Gene: IPO11
Product: importin 11
Biological process (GO): protein import into nucleus
Cellular component (GO): cytosol; nuclear envelope
Molecular function (GO): small GTPase binding
Source: RefSeq, a predicted model, not a curated record
GCCUUGACUGGCACAGGGAGCAGCAGCAGCGAUCGAGCGUGUUGUGGAUUUCUAUCGCUUCGUCGCACGGGCAAGAGGCGGAGUCGUUGGUGGUGGGAUAGCACACAAAAAAAACGUGAGAGCCAUGCCGGGACUGGAUGAGGCUCCUGCUGCUGCUUCUUCGCUCGGUUAAACGCAACGAAGUGAGAAGGAUCGCUCGAGUUGAACGUCAACGCUAACGGAAUGAACUCGCUCGGUGGACGUUGAUCGUUGCCAGCUCGUUUUGGAGCGGUUUGAAGUCCCUGGACGUUCGACUCGGCGGAGAGAGUGACACAUCACGCAGAGCGCUUGCUCGCGACGCAAAGAGAGAGAAGAAGGGCUAUGGAGCUGGCGAGUGCCAGCGUCGUGGUGAUCCAGACCCUGACGCGCGCCACCAACCAGGAUGCCAGCGUGCUCAAACCAGCGGAGGAGCAGCUCCGCCAGUGGGAGAUCCAGCCGGGCUUCUACAGCGUCCUGCUGAACAUCUUCAUGGACCACAGUCUGGACGUGCACGUGCGGUGGCUCGCUGCCCUCUACUUCAAGAAUGGAAUUGACCGAUACUGGCGGCGCCUGGCUCCCAACUCGCUGUCGGAGGAGGAGAAGUCGUCGCUCCGUGCCGGUCUCAUCGCUAACUUCAACGAGCCGGUCAAUCAGGUGGCGACGCAGAUCGCGGUGCUGAUUGCCAAGGUGGCGCGGCUGGACUGCCCACGCCAGUGGCCCGAGCUCAUCCCUGUGCUGCUGGAGGGCGUGCGCACGCAGGCCAUGCUGCCUCAGCACCGUGCGCUGCUCACUUUCUACCACGUCACCAAGGUGCUCGCCUCCAAGCGCCUGGCCGCCGAUCGCCGUCUCUUCCAGGAGUUGGCGUCCGGCAUCUACGGCUUCUGCUGCUCGCUGUGGACUCACUACACCGAGUCCUUCCUGCAGCAGGUGGCAGCCAGCGACCAGGACGCCACCGCUCACUCCCUCGAGCGCACGCUCCUCUCGCUCAAAGUGCUGAGGAAGCUGACGGUGCACGGCUUUGCGGAGCCACAUGGGCACGCAGAGGUCAUGGCCUUUCUGAACGCCGUGUUUGAGAGGAUGCAGCAGUACCUCAACUGCCUAAGAACUAUCACAGCAGGCCACCCGUGCAGAGAGAAGCUGGAAAAAGCAGUCAUCCUGUGCACCAAAGUGCUACUGGACUUCCUUGAGCAGCACCCGUUCUCGUUCGUGCCGUUUGUGAGCCGCUCGCUCGAGCUAGCCGUGGGCUCCGUGUUCGCACGUGCCGAGGGCCGGCCCGCGUUCGAGCGCUUCACCGUGCAGUGCAUGAGCCUCAUCAAGAUGAUCGUCAAGAACGACUCGUACCGCCCAUCCAAGAACCCCGAGGACAGCAAGCCGCAGACUAUGGAGGCGUACCGUGUGAAGAGCGCCUUCUUCAACUACCAGACGCUGACGGAGAUCUGCCGCCGUCUCGUCUCGCACUACUUCCUGCUCACGCCCGAGGACCUGGCCAUGUGGGACGAGGACCCGGAGGGGUUUGCCAUUGAAGAGAGCGGAGGCGAUUCCUGGAAGUACAGCCUUCGGCCCUGCACUGAGGUCCUCUUCCUUGACAUUUUCCACGAGUACAGUGAAACGCUGACCCCCGUUCUCCUGGAAAUGCUGCACGCACUCCAAGUCCCCACCAGCCAGGAGGAUUCCGUGGGGUUAUUUAUUAAAGAUGCAGUUUACAACGCGGUUGGCCUGGCUGCGUACGAGCUCUUUGACACCGUGGACUUUGAUGAAUGGUUCAGAAACCAGCUCGUCGUCGAGCUGCAGGUGAAGGACUCGAGGUACCGGCUGAUCCGCAGGCGGGUCAUCUGGCUGGUGGGCCAGUGGGUCGCGGUGAAGUUCAAGCAGGAGCUGAGGCCAGUCCUCUACCAGGCGCUGCUUUCCCUGCUGCAGGAUGCCGACCUAGUGGUUCGGCUGGCAGCGGCGACCACCCUCAAACUUUCUGUGGAUGAUUUUGACUUCAAGACCGAACAGUUCACGCCUUACCUCGAGUCCAUCUUCAGCCUGCUCUUCCAGCUGCUGCAGAGCGUCUCCGACUGCGACUCAAAGAUGCACGUCCUGAAUGUCACGUCCUGCGUCAUCGAGCGGGUCGGCUCCCAGAUAAGGCCGCAUUCGGGCUCGCUUGUGCAGUACUUGCCGGUGCUGUGGAAGCAGUCUGAGGAGCACAACAUGCUUCGCUGUGCCAUCCUCACCACCCUCAUCAACUUGGUGCAGGGCCUGGGUGCGGACAGUGUGGGCCUCUACCCGUUCCUGCUGCCCGUCAUUCAGCUCAGCACGGACAUCUCGAAGCCCCCCCACGUCUAUCUGCUCGAGGACGGGCUCGAGCUUUGGUUGAUGACACUGGAGAACAGUCCGGCCGUCACAGCCGAGCUGCUGCACAUCUUCCACAACAUGCCGGCCAUCCUUGAACUGGGCUCGGAGAACAUUCAGAUGUGUUUACAGAUCGUGCGGGCCUACACUUACUUGGCUCCUGUCGAAUUUCUGGAGAGCUACGGGGCCACGCUGUGCAAGGCAUUCUGCGACCUGCAGGCCGACAUCACCACCGAGGGGCAGGUGCACAUCCUUAAGAUCAUUGAAAACAUUCUCAAAGUGCACCCAGUAGCAGGGCCACAGAUUUUCCACCCACUCCUUCCCAGCAUCUUCAAAGGGAUCCUGGAUGGGGAGAGGUAUCCGGUUGUGAUGGCCACGUACCUCGGCAUCUUUGGUAGAAUCAUCCUCCAGAACCCUGCGUACUUUUCGGGCCUGCUCGGGCAGAUCGGCAUGGAGCUGGGCCAAGAGCCGGACCAGCUGCUGGGCUCCCUCGUGGACAUGUGGGUGGACCGCAUGGACAACAUCACGCAGCCAGGGAGGCGCAAGCUGUCUGCGCUCGCGCUCGCCUCCCUCCUCCCCACGGACAACAGCAUUGUCCAGGACCGCUUCUGUGGCCUCGUCAACGUCUGCGCCGAGGCCUUGCACGACAUCAUGAUGGAAGACCCGGACGGAGGCGCCUACAGAGACCGACUGAUCAUGGCCGUGGAAGAGGUUCACUUCGGAGAGGAGCUGGAGCAGCCAACGGAACAAGACAAGCGAAAGAAGCUGCUGGCGAUGAAGGACCCCGUGCACAGUACGUCGCUGCAGCAGUACGUGUACGACAAGCUGAAGGCCCAGCAGGACUUCAUGGGCCCCCAGGCCUUCCAGGUGCUGAUGGAGACCGUGGACCCGGAAUUGACCACGCAGCUGCAGGAGUUCAUGUCGUCCCUGUGACGCUGCGAGCCCGAUUUUUUAAAUUACGGGGGGUCGCCUUUAUUGCGCUGCGGCUGGGUUCACGCCGUCCCCAGGCUAAGAAGUCGGGAGUCCGCGAUGGAUGACGGCAGCGUGGGUGGGUGGGUGGGGGGCGGGAGACGGAGGGGUGUCGCGGAAACCAGGUCUUACCACGCUCUCCCUGCUUGUGAACGCGUUGCACUGAUGGCGGCCUCUUCCAUUCGACGCUCUGCCCCGUCGCCGCUCGUGACGCAGACGCCCGCCCCGCUUGCGGGGUAAGGGGGCGGCUGCGUCUGCGCUCGCGCGUCCCCGGGGUGGAUGUUGUCAAGCCGGUGUCGACGCAACGCGUCGGCGGGUGCUUCCGUCGGCAGUUCCGUGUUGAGAGUAGAAAUUUUGGGGGGGAUUUUAUAACCCGCAAGGUGAUAAGAUUUAACAAUGAAAUACGGCGGCGGCGGCGGCGGCUUAGAAUCAUGACGGGACCGCGGUCACGGGAAAGGGCGCGGAACUCGGCACGAACCAAAACCACCUCCGGCCUCAUCUCAAACCGGUUUCGGACCACGAGACCAGCGGGCGCUUCUUUGUCCAGAAACAGUGCCUGGCUUGUCGUGGGUCCCACGACCGAAUAAUCUUGAGUGUCUCUGUGUAAUCGUCAAGAGCUGGUAUUAGCUGACUUUAUCGACAAACCAAACUGAGAAUGACCUAUUAUUAUUAUUCAUGAAAAUGUUGCAGUCAUCAGUUGGCUGCACUGAGCCCUCGUGAGUUUUGACGGCUACAUUGACAACACAAGUUUUUUCUUUUUAAGUGGCAUUUAUCGAGGCACGGAUUCAUGGUAGCCUUGUAGCACUCGCGACAGGUUUGACAUUCAAUUUAAAAUUCCCUUAAUUCAUUUUGAAUGCCAUUCCCACGAUAAUAGUGAACUAAAUACAUAAUUCCGUCUUAAUUUGGAUGGCUGUUUGCUUUUUUAAAUAGUAUAAUUUCGUACUCAUUUCGGCCCGUUUAUGUACAAAAAGAAAUCCCGGAAGUUGUUACAAGGAAGGGAAAUUACCAAAUAUUGCGUGAUAAUUUUUAUUGCCGUAUUUUUUAUUUUGGAUAGAAUGUGUUAGCUGUGUCAGGAUACCGUCUGUAAAUAACCGCAACUGUCUUAUUCGCAGGAGGAAAGAUAUUGAAUGUUUCUAUACCACUUCCAAAACAUUUUCGGAAUCGCAAGUCAUCAUCAGAAACCCAUCUCCGCGUAUCAGUAUUGACGCCGUUUGGUCCCGGGUAACCCUCCCAUGGCGCGCUUGUACUCGAGCUUCCGUUCAACUAAAAAUAAACACCUUUGGUUUUCUC